GAAUCGAGGACAUGUAGGUUGCGAUCAUGGACGAAUCCUAUGUUGGUGUGAUUUUUCGACACCGAAAUCGAGGAACAUUUUCUUCUUUGGCAGAACCAAAGAAGAUCUCAUCUGAAUCGAAAAAGCCUGGCUCAUGACGUGCAGAGGAUGACGCAAUGACGUUGACAUUCAAUGGAGACGUGUCGACAAAGUAAUCAAACGACUUUGUUGUCAAAUAACCGGGACGCUUUGGUUUGGAAGGUACGGUUCAUGUAACAUAUUCUUGGAACGUUAAUUAGUUAAUUUGAAACAGAUUAACCUAAUUCAGUUAGCUAGACAGCCGGGCUAGAGCUCAUCGUAUUCGUGCUAAUGUGUGGUAUAGCAGAAAACAUGGAAAACGACAGAUUGUUGUCCUUCGCUUAAGUAAGACAUGAGCGUUACUUACUAUACGUUCUUCCCAACGCUUUAAAGAGAAGAUCCCUUUUUACCCCGACAGUCGGCAUGUUUUCUGCCAAGCUUCCGAUCCUCAACCAGUGCCGCGGCGAAAAGGACCCAAGCAGACACAUUUAGCUGCCUGUAGAGGUGCCUGAUUCCACACUCGCACGCCUUUGUUUUAAUCUGAUUGCACACUCGCACGCUUUUGUUUUGAUUGAACCAGUAGUUCAUGUUGGACGAGAGUGAAAAGUGGAAACCACCCAAUCAAAACCAAACAGCCAUUCAUUCUGCUGGAUUGGCAUUAUCUCUAAAGGUCCAAUGAUUCAGAACUAUUGGUAAAGUGAAAAAAAGGUAAAAGUGAGUGGGAAAUGUCAAAAUCUGUUGUCUUGUCCUCAUCUUGUUGACAAACAACGCAUUGCGGUCAUACUGCACCCUGGUUGAGCACCCCACAUGCAGACCGAGGUGGUACAUUUUUAUCCUGCCUUUGAAUGGAGGGGACGACGACAACAUAAAAUUGAGUCGAUCCUUGACAGGUAACCCGUGCAUUCCUCCGGUUCUCCUCCUUUCAGUCAGCACGCGCCACUUCUACAAGUCCAAUCAUAGCACGACGAAAGCCGCUCUCCCUCCCCUUCGCUCCGUCCAUACCCGUUUGGCAACACCAAGUGAAAGAAUUUAACGUGUGGUGCUGGUUGGCAGACAGAGUCUGAACUGGAGACUGCGUUAAGUGCCACAGUCAAAAGGCUUGGUCUACACCUACUUUAGCUGCUACACCCCCUAACCAAGAUGAAACAAAAAAAUGAUCUGAACCCCGUGCUACUGCUCCUUUUCCACCUCAUGGUGUGGAUUUACUCCUCCUUCGUCUUCAUUCCCUACUACAUUUUCACUUGGGUCUCCAGACCUGAAGGGGUCCUUUAUGGAUCUGAGCAGGAGCGUGCAAUGAGAGCAAAGGCUCACUCAGUGCUAGGACGACCUGAGGGACCUUAUCGAGCAGUGAAAGCCACCAAGGGACUUGUAAGAACGCUGUACCCGGGACUGGACACCCUGGCGAAGAUUUUUGAGUGUUCCGCCAUGAGAUUCCCCCACAGAGAUUGUCUCGGUACAAGAGAGGUGAUCAGUGAGGAAGAUGAGCAGCAGACCAACGGCAAGAAGUUCAAGAAGGUUGUUCUAGGGGAGUACCACUGGCUGUCCUAUAGGGAGACCCUCUCUGCAGCAUGCCAGUUUGGCUGUGGUCUGGCAUCACUGGGGCAGAAGCCGAAACACAACAUUGCCAUAUUCUGUGAGACACGAGCCGAAUGGAUGAUCGCCGCUUUGGCCUGCUUCAUGCACAAUUACCCACUGGCUACUUUCUAUUCGACACUGGGGGGUCCAGCCAUUGCUCACGGAUUGAAUGAGACAGAAGUUACGCACAUCAUUAGCAGCCGAGAGCUCCUGGAGACCAGACUCAAGGCUAUUCUAGCUAAAGUUCCAAAGCUGCAGUGCAUCAUAGUGGUGGACAACACUCCAACCUCAUGGCCAGGCUUUCCCAGUGGCAUUAGUAUCCACAACAUGGCCGAGGUGCAGAAGCUGGGCGUCAGACCAAAAAAUGAAAUUUCUGAGCAAAAUCAGCCUCUAGCUUCUGACAUUGCAGUCAUCAUGUAUACAAGUGGAUCCACAGGUACUCCCAAAGGUGCCCUGAUCUCUCAUAGCAACAUUAUCGCUGCCUUCACAGGAGUGGCCGAACGGAUACCUAACUUGAGUGAGAAAGACACUUACGUUGGCUACCUUCCCCUGGCCCAUGUACUGGAGCUGAGUGCUGAGCUUGUGUGCAUUUCUCACGGUUGUAGGAUUGGCUAUUCUUCACCUCAAACUCUCUCUGACCAGUCAACUAAGAUUAAGAAAGGCACCAAAGGAGAUGUCAGUGUCCUGCAGCCCACUCUGAUGGCAGCUGUCCCUGAGAUCAUGGAUCGCAUUUUUAAGAAUGUGAUGGCCAAGGUUGAGGAGAUGAACUUUUUCCAGCAAACACUCUUCACUCUUGCCUACAACUAUAAAUUGGAUCAGCUCACCAAAGGUUACGGCACGCCUCUGUGUGACAAAUUGGUCUUCAGUAAAGUUUGUGCUCUUCUCGGAGGCCAUUUACGAGUGUUAUUUUCGGGUGGAGCCCCGCUCUCCACUGCCACCCAACGCUUUAUGAAUGUAUGUUUCUGCUGCCCUGUGGGUCAGGGAUACGGCCUGACAGAGACCUGUGGCGCUGGAACAGUUAGUGAAGUGUGGGAUUACAGCUCUGGGCGAGUGGGAGGACCGCUAGUGUGCUGUGAGAUCAAGCUGAAAGACUGGGUAGAGGCGGGCUACCUUCACACUGACAAGCCGCACCCACGAGGAGAGAUUCUAAUUGGUGGACCCAACGUAACUAUGGGAUAUUACAAGAACCGUGCGGAAAAUCAAAGUGAUUUUUUUGUUGACGAGAGUGGUCAACGCUGGUUCUGCACUGGCGACAUUGGGGAGAUUCAUGAAGAUGGAUGCCUCAAGAUCAUUGAUCGUAAGAAAGACCUUGUGAAGCUGCAAGGAGGAGAGUACGUCUCCCUGGGAAAGGUGGAAGCUGUAUUGAAGAAUUGCCCUCUGGUUGACAACAUCUGUACCUAUGCCAAAAGUGAUGAGACGUACGCUAUCGCCUUUAUGGUGCCAAAUGAGAAGCAGCUGCAAACUCUGGCUGAUCAAUAUGGCAUCAGUGGCUCAAGGGAGGAGCUUUGCAACAACAAGGUCAUGGAAGAGCUGGUGCUCAAGGUCAUCAAUGAGGCCGCUCUAGCAGCCCAACUGGAGCGCUUUGAGAUCCCCCGCAAGAUCCAUCUGAGUCCAGACAUGUGGACUCCUGAGACAGGACUAGUAACUGACGCAUUCAAGCUCAAGCGAAAGGAGCUGGAAAUCCAUUACCGGAAUGAGAUUGCAAAGAUGUACAAUGGGAAAUGAUGACAUGGACAAUUGACAGUCCACAAACAAAGCAGAAAUGUACAAAGUUCCGAAAUUUGUGGGUUGUGUUUUCCCUUUGGACUGUUACCCAGCUUCCACGUUGGUUGUUUCUACUUGAAUUUGUAGCUGAACCAAAGUAGAAUGAUUACAUAGUACUGGAUACGUGAAGUUUGCAGGAAGUGCAAUCAAUGUGUCUGCUGCUGCCUUUUCUUCUCUUGUCCAUGUGUAUGACCCCUGUCUCAAGUGGUUUAUUGUUCCAGAUGGAACUUAUGAAACAAGACUGUGGUGUGUUUAGCUGUGUUCUGUUCAACUCGCCUGAGUUCACAGCAAGAAGCUUUGGAUUGCAUUUGAUUGCACACUUUACUUUACUUUGUUUACUUUUGUCGCAGAGUUGUUUCUUUAUUCGUAAUCUUAAGGAUAAUUAUACUUUUAUCUGUCCUGCAGGUCUGGAGACACUUGGCUCUUUUGUUCUUUUGGCCUGAACAUUGAUUUGAUAUGUUCAAAGUUGAUUAUUCAUGGUAUGUAGUAUGUUAAUUUCAAAAUCACAGAAUAAUUUCACAUUUUAAUUGUGAGUAUUUUGUCAACUUUUAAUGGCACAUUUUUAUCAGUGUAUAUGAAGUACCCAGAUUUGCCCUGAAUGGGAUUAUUUUAACGUUGGAAACAGAUGGUCUGUUGUUUAGUUUGCUCAGCUGCUGUACAAUGACACUACUUUCCAAUGUGCUGAACACACACUCCAGAAAUAAUUUAUUUAUGUAUUUUACAGUAGUCUGUAAAGCGUUAUUUUGAUGAACAGGGCAAACUUAAAAAUGUCUGAUCACUAAGCAAGAAAGGUAGUUGAUUACAAAAAAUGUUGAAACACCAAUAACAAGCUAAGGACAGUCUGAGACUUAAACUUAACCAGCACAUGUAGGGAACAUGAUAGUUUAAUUUUGGGGGAAAAUGAUAGUUUAAUUUUGGGGGGUGUUUUGUUUGUGUGUCUGAUCCAGAGUGAAAUAAAAUGAGUUAAGACUACGCAGCACGAUAUGCCAUUGUAAAUGGAGACGGUGCCUUCUAGAAUGGUCUGUAUUCUGUCGUGGUGGAAAGUGAAUUGGGACAAAAUAAGCAAUGACACACAACAAAGAAACUGAAGUUAAGACUUUAGUUUCCUGAUUUACACUUUGUAGCUUCUAGAGCCUUUUGAAGCAGGAUUAUAGCUCUUUCCUGUCAUGUAAAUGAACCGGGGGGGGGGAGUCACUGGAGAAUAUCGUUUUUUGAUGGAACCAGGCUGGGUACGCUGGCAGACUUCCACAGUCCAGAAGCAUGUAUCGUUUGUUUCACUGAAGAAAUUCAAUUGUAUUACAUUUUGAGUCUUGAGUUAUUGCCUUGUGUUUCAUUGAAAAGAAUAAACACUGCUGUUUAAUUGA
Molecule: messenger RNA, 4760 nt
Organism: Phycodurus eques (leafy seadragon)
Lineage: Eukaryota; Metazoa; Chordata; Actinopteri; Syngnathiformes; Syngnathidae
Gene: acsl3a
Product: acyl-CoA synthetase long chain family member 3a
Exons: 17
Coding region: 1198-3357 (719 amino acids)
Biological process (GO): neuron differentiation; long-chain fatty-acyl-CoA metabolic process; long-chain fatty acid metabolic process
Cellular component (GO): lipid droplet; plasma membrane; endoplasmic reticulum
Molecular function (GO): long-chain fatty acid-CoA ligase activity
Source: RefSeq, a predicted model, not a curated record